ACGAUGGUUCCGCGGGGGGCGGUGACAGCGCGGGGCAGCACGGCCCCUUUAAGAGCGGCGCCGCCAUGAUCUGCCUGGUGCUGGGGCUCUUCGCCGGACUCUUUCAUAGUGCCCUCGGCGGGGUCAAUGAACGAACCUUCGUGGCCAUCAAACCGGACGGGGUCCAGCGGCGCCUGGUCGGGGAGAUCAUCCGGCGCUUCGAGAGGAAGGGGCUGCAGCUGGUGGGGAUGAAGCUGCUGCAGGCCUCAGAGGAGCUGCUGAAGGAACACUACAUCUCCCUCCAGGACCGUCCCUUCUACAGCCGCCUGGUGAAGUACAUGAGCUCCGGGCCCAUUGUGGCCAUGGUCUGGCAGGGCCUGGAUGUGGUGAAGACAGUUCGCACCAUGAUCGGGGAGACCAAUCCAGCUGAAUCCAGGCCUGGUACCAUCCGAGGAGACUUCUGUGUUGAAGUUGGCAAGAACGUGAUCCAUGGCAGUGACUCGGUGGAGAGUGCCCAGCAGGAGAUCUCGCUCUGGUUCCGCCCGGAGGAGCUGCCGUGCUGGGAGGACACAGCUGCACGCUGGAUCUACGAGUGAGGAGCAAUCCCAAGGGAAGUUCAUCUUCCUGCUGGGACACCGGACAUUUCCAUCCAUUUCAUGGCAGCUGCUGGGGCUGGCUGCAGAUCCUCUGUGGGAUUCCUCUUCUGCCUGUGGGAUCCUGGGAGCUGGGCUGUGUGUGGAACUCUGUGGUUCAGCUCCUGCCAAUGGGAGCUGUUUCUUAUUUUUUUCUCUCUCUGCUCUACUAAGUAGUUGGUACUGUUUCUCUGUUUGCUGCAGCAUCUUAAAUCCCAAAUAGCUCAAGCUGAUUCACUGAAGUAAAACUUGGGCUCUUGGCCCAUUCCUAGGUGUUCUCAUCCCUGCCUGAAAUAGGAGAAUGCAUUUUCCUUGCUGCUGGGAGAGGUGCUGGUCACAAGGUGAUUGGCUUGACAAUUCAUCUGUAUUUCUAGAAGGCUUUUCACCAAAGGCUUUUAAAGAACUGGGCUGCUGUAGGAUAAGGGAGUAAAUUCUCAUUUUGGAGUUCAUUCUAAGACAAGGAAUGAAGGACGGGACAACUCUCUCUCCUUUGAUGUGCUGGAGCUUGCACAAGCUCACCCAGUUUCAGAUGUGAUGAGUGAGUCCAUGGAAGAAAGGUUCUCCAAAUGCUGUUAAACACACAAUUCCUCAGGCUCUGGUUCCUGGGCUGUGGCUGCUGGGAGUCCCUCUGUCACUGAUGUGAAGCAGCAGCACUGGGGCAGCCACAGGAAUAAAAGGGGAAGAGGGAGGCAGGGAAGGAUUUGUGGAUCUGGGACUCAGGAAGGACUGUUUAGUGGAGUAUUUAGUUCUCCCUUGUGCGCAGCACGGGCUGGAGAGUCCUGGCACUGAGCUCUGGCAGAGCCCAAGAUCUUCCUUGUCCUCCCAAGAGCUUGCAGAGGAGCUUUCCUGCUGGGAGGGUAUCUGGAAACCAGUUUGUAAUGGGCUGGACACCACCUGUGAGCUGUCCCUGGGCCACCCAGCUCCUCAGAGUUCUGCUGUGUCUGAGUUCCCUGUGCAGCCUCACCAGAGCAUAAGAACAGGGACAGUGACAUGGAAUCCUGCCAUGAAACAGGGACAUGGUUAAACAGGGAGCAAGAUCCCCAGGGCAUCCUGUGUGCAGGAUGAGUCUGACCUGUGCCCUAAAAACUUGUCCCUUUGAGUCCUCAGCUUUGUAGGUGCUGGGGAAUGAGGACAGCUCUUGGGGGGCAGAGUGAAGUCACCCUCACGCCUGCUCUGUGCUGGCUCCAGGGUGGUGGGGCUGAGCAGGGCAGGGCUGAGAGGUCUCCCUCCAGUGAGUGGGGCUGUCCAGCUGCCUCAGCCAAGGCUCCUCCUGCCUUGGGGCCUUCUCCAGGCACCAGUGUCCAGCUUUAAAUACUUGACAGAUCUUGUUUGUUCCUGUACCUUGCCUACUUGGCUGAACUUGGGAGUCUGGCUCCAGCAGGGCUGAAGGAGAAGAUGCUGGUGAAGAUCAAGGCGUGAAGUGAGUGGGAGGAAGGCCACAUUUGUUGUUUAACAGAUGCAUUGAGAAGAGCUGAUGGCACUAAGAGCUGCUAGCUCUGACACAGAAAAACUCAGCCCAAAUACCUGAGCUUCAUCUCCUGCUCUUGCCUCUUCCUGAAGGAUCCCUCUUCUCCCUGUCUACAUGGAUGAGAUUUUAGAUGCCCUCCCAGUCUUAAAGCCCACUGAACUCCAGUCAGGUAACAGACCUGACUCAUCAAGACACAAUCCCAGGCCAGUCCUCUCCUCUCCUCUGUGUGUGUGUGUACGUUUGGUGUCUGCCAUGACCUCGUCCCGCUCUGGGGCACGAUGGAGCAGCAGCUGCAGGGAAAGGGCCCCCAGAGGCACUGCUGGAAGCAGGGACAGGAGCUGAGCUGUGGGUGGUCUUCCUCGAGCCCCUGGGGACUUCUAGUUGCUUUGCAUGUUGGUUCCUGCUGCUUCUCCUCUGUCCAAGACUGUGUUAAACUGAAAUAAUAAAAGUAGAAGCUGUC
Molecule: messenger RNA, 2539 nt
Organism: Catharus ustulatus (Swainson's thrush)
Lineage: Eukaryota; Metazoa; Chordata; Aves; Passeriformes; Turdidae
Gene: NME3
Product: NME/NM23 nucleoside diphosphate kinase 3
Exons: 5
Coding region: 66-575 (169 amino acids)
Biological process (GO): GTP biosynthetic process; CTP biosynthetic process; UTP biosynthetic process
Molecular function (GO): nucleoside diphosphate kinase activity
Source: RefSeq, a predicted model, not a curated record